Molecule: messenger RNA, 1408 nt
Organism: Coccidioides posadasii C735 delta SOWgp
Lineage: Eukaryota; Fungi; Ascomycota; Eurotiomycetes; Onygenales; Onygenaceae
Biological process (GO): biosynthetic process
Source: RefSeq, a predicted model, not a curated record
CAGAAAGAAGCAUAGUAUCGACCACAAACAAAGAGAGGUCUACAUACAGUCCCUUUGCCGAUCGGAUAAUAGACAAGGCGAAUGGCUCGACUUAAUGAUGUACCGGCUCAGCCACUUUUUGUGUUAUCCGUCGCUAGAUCAUGUUUUCCUCAAUCUUUCCACCACGGCACUGGGCAACAUCCAACGCGGAAUGUAUAUACUCCAGAUUAAUCACACCCAAAACGAGCUGGCAAACCUGAUGGUGGAGGGUUCGAAAAUCACUUUCACCGGCGAAGAGACAUACAAAAGGAAAAUCCGGCAAUGCCAUGAUCAUAUUCGUGCUGGCGAUUGUGACGAGCUUUUGUUGGCUGCCGAAGCAAACGUCACACUGCCAUCAUGUAGAUAUUGGGAGACAUCAUCCGUACGGGGUUGGAUCCUGCUCAAGCAGUUCAUGAAAUUCCAUCCGGCAAAUUUCAGCGCAUAUAUGAAUAUCGCACAUUCGAAAGUUAUUGGUGGCGCCCAGAAAAGUCUACUUCGCGGCAGUAGAAAUGAGAAGAGAUCUGGAUUGCUUCCUGAAAACGAACCGGAAGAAGCCCCCGAAGAAGAGCCUGAGAAGAACCCCGAGAAGAGACUUAAGGAUACUGCCGAUAAGGAAGUUGAGGACUUGUUGACCAAGGCAAAUGGGUUGGCGAAAGACAAAGUCUUCGUAGAUCGACUCAAAGGCAAUUUAUCCAAAAUUUCGAAGUUACGAGACGCUCAGAUCGAAAAAGAGGCGGAACACGAAAACAAGUCUGAUAUGUAUCGACUGCCCAGGAAUGGCGAGCCAGAGGCGUCGUCUUCAGUGCAUCAAGGAGGGAGUUCUACCGCAGACAACGCAUCAAGCAGUGGCCAACAUUCGAUAUGCGAUGAUCCCCCUUCCGAUUCACGCGCUUCAGAUGGUAUGUACUCGGAGAUUUUGAGGAAAAUAGAGAAUCGUCCAAGGGGUGCCUUCUGCGGCGUCGCAGGAUACAUGGAUGUCGGAGGUGGUUUCGAGUUUUUGGUUCUUGGUCACGCAGCUUUUACUUGGUCCGCACCCGGAACACCCGAAAUUUGGCGGGUUGGAGCCGCCGCAACCAUCAGCGCCAGAAGCACCGCCCAGCAAGGAUGGGAUGAAGUGCGGGGAAGAUUGGAUGCUCUACUGCAGAUAUUUCGCCAUCGCCUUGAUUCUGAGGUGGACGAGGGAGAUCCAGAAAGGGACCGAGGUCUUUUUCACAGGAGCAAUGUUCUGAAACAUCUUCUCAGGCUUCUCAUUACUCCCAAGAUGAUAGAAGUUCUGCAGGGAAGUGGAGGUCUGGGAAGAAGAAAAAGAAGAAGAAGAAGAAGAAGAAGGGCAAAGCCUAGGGGAUUAUGGUUGGCAAUCGAUAUCCUUAGAUUGUAUAAUUAUCAAUAA